Messenger RNA from Guyanagaster necrorhizus, 981 nucleotides. RefSeq lists its product as uncharacterized. The record is from RefSeq and is a predicted model, not a curated record. The transcript is spliced from 3 exons. Lineage: Eukaryota; Fungi; Basidiomycota; Agaricomycetes; Agaricales; Physalacriaceae. The coding region runs from base 1 to 981 and encodes 326 amino acids.
AUGUCGGUCCUAGACGCAUUCAAGCUCAAGCCGUAUGACCUCGAACCUGUGUACGCGGCUUGGGAGAACCCGCCUAUGUUCUAUGGCGAUGGGAGGAACGAGUCGGUCGACGAUUGGCUGAAGAAAGUCAAAAAUGGGUGCCAGGAGAGGAACGUUCCGAAGGAAUGCUGGCACAGGGUUGCGCAGAAAUACAUGGGCGAGAAAGCGAAGACAAGGUUGGACGAACUCAAGGUCGUCAUGCGCAAAGUGCAUGGAGGAAAUUAUCGCUGGAAUUGGGAGAAGUUCAAGAUCGCUAUGAGGAAUCUGGAAUGGCAUAUCGAUGCUACAGCGACGACGACGGUAAAAGUACAGGCAAAGUCGUCAGGGCAUUGGUGGACAAUACGGAAGAAGGACGAGCCAGAAACUCCGAUAACUGAGGAACCAGUGAACGAUCUCCAGAUAUCGAAGAAGGAGAAGGAAGGGAAGAAAGAGCGACCUCCAGUGCUAGCCAGUGCGAAAUCGGGGUCGGGCGAUUUCUUCAGGCCAUUACGGCGAGCGUCGACGACGGACGCGUUAAAACUACAGGUAGAGAAGACUAAACUGGACACUUCGCUGGUCUGCCCUUCGCCAACACGCUCGUCGACGACGGAUCAAAGUAAGUUUCCAUCGUUUCUUAUGCACGGAUUGCUGAUGUAUCGCUUAGCGGUAACGACGGUGGCCAGCGCCCCGGUCUGGUUGCUCAAUGCGUGCAAUGCGCUAGAUUUCUUGACUAGUGAACAUCCCAAGGUGAUGAGCACGAUAAGCGCUAUACUUAUAACGGCUGGGAGUUUACCGGCUAUUCCCGCUGUCGCUGCGGGUGCUGGUGGCGCCGUGUUGGCUUCUGGAGCUGCGCAGGCUGUUGGUGCUAUUGCCGUCGGACUUGGAAGCUGGCUGAGAGCUCAGCAGGAUGGGAAUUCGAGUCAUAGCCCGAGUACUACGAGUUCGGUGAAGGAAGUGUCAUGA